Messenger RNA from Ctenopharyngodon idella (grass carp), 3945 nucleotides. RefSeq names its product macoilin 1b (gene maco1b). The record is from RefSeq and is a predicted model, not a curated record. Gene Ontology annotation, cellular component: rough endoplasmic reticulum membrane. NCBI's taxonomy places the organism in Eukaryota, Metazoa, Chordata, Actinopteri, Cypriniformes, Xenocyprididae. Bases 215 to 2281 code for a protein of 688 amino acids. The transcript has 11 exons. Gene Ontology annotation, biological process: neuronal signal transduction.
UCUGUCUAGGCCCGUGUCUGUGCGUCUGCGCGAGAGAAGGAGGAGGGUCUUCCACUCAGUCUUUUUAUUUAUUUCUUUGUUUCCAGCUGAAAAAAAAACAACAACCACAGCGGUAUAUUCCUAUGCGGGACCGCCAAUGUUUCCCAACCGAAUAAGACACAACCCUGGACCAUACUGCUGUACGUAUUAAAAAGCCCGAUUUAAGGGGGCGAGGAUGAAGCGGCGCAAUGCGGACUGCAGCAAGCUCCGACGGCCCUUAAAACGGAACCGAAUCACCGAGGGGAUCUACGGCAGUACGUUCCUGUACCUGAAGUUUCUGGUGGUCUGGGCGCUGGUGCUGCUGGCAGACUUCGUGCUGGAGUUCCGCUUCGAGUACCUCUGGCCUUUCUGGCUUUUCAUUCGCAGUGUUUACGACUCCUUCAGAUACCAGGGCCUGGCUUUCUCAGUGUUUUUUGUGUGUGUGGCGUUCACAUCAGAUAUUAUAUGUCUGCUGUUCAUCCCAGUGCAGUGGCUGUUCUUUGCAGCAAGCACAUAUGUGUGGGUACAGUACGUCUGGCACACAGAACGAGGGGUCUGCCUCCCCACUGUGUCACUAUGGAUACUUUUUGUUUAUAUUGAGGCAGCUAUCAGAUUUAAAGAUUUGAAACACUUCCACGUGGACUUGUGUCGCCCGUUUGCAGCGCACUGUAUCGGGUACCCGGUGGUGACGCUGGGCUUUGGUUUUAAGAGUUAUGUAAGUUAUAAGAUGCGUUUGCGGAAACAGAAAGAAGUGCAGAAAGAGAACGAAUUUUACAUGCAGCUGCUGCAGCAGGCACUUCCUCCAGAACAACAGCUCAUACAGAGACAAGAGAGAGAAGCAGAGGAGGCAGCAGCAUCUAAAGGCAUUCAAGAUGUAGACUCUCCAGCCGUGGCACAGAACGGCUCGGCGGGCGGUAAAAAGCCCUCGUCCAACACGUUACCAGAGCUGGAAUACAGAGAGAAAGAACGAGGCAAGAACGAGUCCAAAAAGCAACACAACCACAACCAGAACCAUCACAGCAGCACCAGCAGCAGCAUCUUACCGUCAGUAGACAGUAAAGCUCAGGAGAUGGAGUACAUGGAGAACCAUGUGAACAGUAAGAGACUGAGCAGCUCAGAUCUGCUGGGCAGCACUGAGAAUCUGCUGAAAGAUGAACACUCUUCAUCCUCCUCCUCUUCGUCCUCCUCCAACUCCAACAAAAAUUACAAAAAUGCCAGCGGAGGAGGAGGGAGCUCCUCGCCCCGGGGACACGGAACAGCCAACGGCAGCGUGCCGUCUUCCUCCGGGCCUUCGUCCUCUUCCUCGAGUAAGGGGGACAGAAAACAGAAGUGUGGAGGAGGGAAGAACGCAACGUCGCACAGAGACCCUGUGGAAAACUGCAUUCCCAACAAUCAGCUGAGCAAACCCGAGGCGCUCGUCAGGCUGGAGCAGGACGUUAAGAAGCUGAAGGCAGAUCUGCAGGCGAGCAGACAGACCGAACAGGAUCUGCGCAGUCAGCUGGGCUCUCUGGGCAGCUCUGAACGCAGCAUACGCUCCGAGCUCGGUCAGCUGCGUCAGGAGAACGAACUGCUGCAAAACAAACUUCACAACGCUGUGCAGGCGAAGCAGAAGGACAAGCAGACAGUGGGGCAGCUGGAGAAGCGUCUGAAGGCAGAACAGGACGCUCGUGCUGCAGCAGAGAAACUGUUAGCAGAGGAAAAGAAACGCAAGAAGCUGGAGGAGGCCACGGCGGCCCGUGCUGUCGCUCUCGCUACUGCAACCAGGGGUGAGUGCACAGAGUCUCUGAGGAGGAGGAUUUCUGAGCUGGAGACAGAGUGUAAGAAACUCACGCUUGACAUCAAGGUGAAAGAGGAUCAAAUCAGAGAGCUGGAGCUCAAAGUUCAAGAACUACAUAAAUAUAAGGAGAGCGAGAAGGACACAGAGGUUCUGAUGUCAGCGCUGUCAGCGAUGCAGGAUAAAACCCAGCACCUGGAAAACAGCCUCAGUGCUGAGACCCGAAUUAAGCUGGACCUCUUCUCUGCCCUCGGAGACGCUAAGAGACAGCUGGAGAUCGCACAAGGUCAGAUUCUGCAGAAAGACCAGGAAAUUAAAGACCUGAAGCAGAAGAUAGCCGAGGUGAUGGCCGUCAUGCCCAGUGUGGUGUAUUCCUCAGAUACAGGCAGCAUGACCCCCGUCACGCCCCACUACUCCUCCAAGUUCAUGGACACCAGCCCGUCCGGACUGGACCCCAACGCGUCCGUUUACCAGCCCCUGAAAAAAUGAAUGCUUGUUUCCCACCACACACACACACGCGCACACACACACACACACACACACACACACACACGGUCUUCUCUGGUUGUUUUUUUCCUCCAUAGGCCCAGAUUCAGAUUCAUCUUUGGCAUGUCUGUGGCUCAAAUUGCUUUUUUGUUUUGGUUUUUUCGUCUUCUAUUACUACAGCUUCUUGCCUGGUCAGAAGGAUAUUGUAUUGUGUGACUGUAUUUGUUGUAGUAAAAAUACAAAAGACAAAAAAGAAGACUUUUAAGGGACAUCACACGUCGAGUAGGAAACUGCCGUUUCUUUUCUCUUGUAAAUGUCUAGAAACCUCACAGAAGUUGGUGAGUAUCUUCCCUCAGUCCAUUCAGAGACAGGCCUCCCGGAUUUCGGCCUUGAUUUUCACUGUUUUUGUUGUUUUUGGAGGGGGGGUGAAGCAGGGCAGGUGUGAGAUCCGUCGUCCCAGGUGCUCUACCCCAUAUAUCAGAGGCAAGGAGAGUUUUACUCAAGAAUGUUACCAUCUAAUAUGACAAGAAUGUAACGCAAUGUAAAAAAAACGUCCCAGAAACCAUGCGACUCAAUUCUGACGCAAAACGAUUUCGGUCAGUAUGUCAGGAUCGGACAACUCCUGAUCCUUUAGGACGGACCGAAGCUGUUCAGUUCUUCCUCGUGGUACAAACACAGUCCAGCGGCGUAAUUCACCAACUACAGAUAAUCAGUGCCUUCUUAUGGGACCUCGUUGGUGGAACCGAAAGAUCUCGUCCCCCCCUCAACCAAACAUCUUUUUUUGGUCAACCUUUUGCAAAUGGAUCACCAGCCCAUCAGCGUGACGACUCUUGCUCCGCGCUUGUGAAUUCGGUCAUUUGUUUACAUUUAUUUAUUUAUCCGGCGUGGCACUAUUGCACUGCUGACUUCAGCGAGCUCGCAAGGGAAUACGUCAAGUAUGAAAACGCAGGUUUCUUUAUUGUAUUGACCAUCUUUCAGUAUCGGACGGAAGCUAGUGUAGUCCAGUGCCAACUGAGUAGAUUUGUUGAAAAAGAAAAGUGUUUCAGAUCCAUCAGGUUACUGGCUGGUCCAAUGAUCGGAAGCUAGAGGACUGUAUUAUUAUUAUUAUUAUUAUUAUUAUAUAGUUUGUGUAUUGUUUUCAGAGAAAUACUUGGUUGUGCCACUUGAUGGCGCCAUUGCAUUUGUGACUUUAAACCUGUUAGACUGGUGGAAAGGUUUUCAUUGGGCCAUCAUCACACUUGCCGUGUAAAUGAACAGAUCCAGACGUCUGCUAAGCGUGAAGUAUUACCGGGCUAAAGGGAGAGUGUCCCGAGCCGACCCAACUUUUGGAAAACCCUCAGAUUUGUGUUAAUGGAAGCCAGUUCUGAAGGACAGACGGUCACUGUGUUAGUAUUCCGACUGGUCAGUGAUGGGCGGGAGGGGGGCGGGGUUAGCCAGAGUCAGUCCUGUGUGGUAUUGUAGUGCUCUCAGAUGGUUGUUGUUUUUGGUGUCUGUGUUUUUUAAAAUUAUAAAGUGAUGGAGGAAGUGAUAAAGUUUGUAAAGUGGUUUACAUGAAAAAGGGGGAUAAAGACAGUUGUUUUGUUUUCUUUGCCCGCUGUCACUCCUCGGCUGCGCUCUCUGUGAGGUCUCUGUGAGGUUUCAAGUAAUAAAACAUUUUUUUCCUGGCA